This is a messenger RNA of Funneliformis geosporum, 153 nucleotides long. Lineage: Eukaryota; Fungi; Glomeromycota; Glomeromycetes; Glomerales; Glomeraceae. The record is from the annotation of a GenBank genome assembly.
UUCUUCAAAACUUACGAUAUAUCAAAUGAAAUUAUUGAUGAAAACUUUAAUAAAGAAAAUAAAGAGGAUUUUGAAAUAACUGAUGCUAGUGAAGAAGAAAAUAAUGAUAAAUUAAUAGAUAUGAAAGUUUCACAAGCUAGAACUAUAUGGUAA